This is a messenger RNA of Doryrhamphus excisus (bluestripe pipefish), 1938 nucleotides long. It is a transcript of the gene dnajb11, whose product is annotated as DnaJ heat shock protein family (Hsp40) member B11. Lineage: Eukaryota; Metazoa; Chordata; Actinopteri; Syngnathiformes; Syngnathidae. Gene Ontology annotation, molecular function: misfolded protein binding. Gene Ontology annotation, cellular component: endoplasmic reticulum. Gene Ontology annotation, biological process: protein maturation; protein folding. The record is from RefSeq and is a predicted model, not a curated record.
AAAUGUGGGCUGUCGGUAGGAGGGACUUCCUUGACAAGGCGGAAAAGGGCUUCUGGCAGCUACGAGAUCCAACCUUCAAAAGAAGCCGGCUCUUUUCACGCUUUUUUUGUUACGUUUAUAAUUUUUGCGCGGAUUUAUACACACACAUAUAUAUGGCUGCCAAAGGGAUGAACCUGUGCACUGUGUGCUGUUUGAUACUCUGGGCUAUUACGGCGGUGUUCGCCGGGCGCGAUUUUUACAAGAUAUUGGGUGUUACCAAGAGUGCAUCUAUCAGGGACAUAAAGAAAGCCUACAGGAAGCUAGCUCUCCAGUUACACCCCGAUAGGAACCAAGACGACCCCAAAGCUCAGGAUAAGUUUGCCGACUUGGGCGCAGCCUACGAGGUUCUUUCAGAUGAAGAAAAGAGGAAACAGUAUGACGCCUAUGGAGAAGAUGGCCUUAAGGAAGGCCACCACGGCUCACACAAUGACAUCUUCUCUAGUUUCUUUGGCGACUUCGGUUUCAUGUUUGGCGGCAACCGGCAACAACAGGACCGAAACAUCCCCAGAGGGAAUGACAUCAUAUUAGACCUGGAGGUCACACUGGAAGAGGUCUACUCUGGGAACUUUGUGGAGGUGGUACGUAACAAGCCCAUAGCCAAAGAAGCUCCCGGGAAAAGGAAGUGCAACUGCAGACAGGAAAUGAGGACCACGCAGCUCGGCCCGGGCCGCUUCCAGAUGACCCAAGAGAUGGUGUGCGACGAGUGUCCCAAUGUGAAGUUGGUGAAUGAGGAGAGAACCUUGGAGGUGGAAAUUGAACAAGGGGUGAGAGAUGAGAUGGAAUACCCUUUCAUCGGAGAAGGGGAACCUCACAUCGACGGAGAACCUGGAGAUCUACGCUUCCGCAUCAAAGUGCUAAAACACCCAGUAUUUGAACGUAGAGGGGAUGACCUGUACACAAACGUCACCAUCUCCCUAGUGGAGGCGCUGGUCGGCUUUGAGAUGGACAUCGUCCACUUGGACGGACACAAGGUGCACAUCAUGCGAGACAAGGUGACCAAGCCCGGUGCCAGGAUGUGGAAGAAAGGCGAAGGCCUGCCUAACUUCGACAACAUCAACAUUCGCGGCUCUCUCAUCAUCACCUUCGACGUGGAGUUCCCUCAGACACAGCUGGAUGAGCAACAGAAAAAGGGUGUACAUGAUCUUCUGAAACAAGGCUCUGUACAGAAGGUGUAUAAUGGACUACAAGGAUACUAGCAUCUCUAGUAGUACAGUACAUGCUUCUUGGAUGGACUUGUACAAGACACCGCACACAAACAGGACAAAGGGUGGGAUCGUCCUUCCAGUCUUAUUUAUGGUUUUCCAACUCAGGAUGACUUGGAUCCCUUUUUGUUUUUACAUUUCAACAUUUUCCCCCUUUUAAAGUACACAGCUACAAGGUUUAAGGUUAUAACUAGACUGUAUGAAAAAAGUGGUGGUUUGGAAUAAAUGGAAUGAGUCAAGGGAUAUUUACUCAUAAUUGGAGUCUCCCACUGCUGGCUAUCAAUGAGUAAGCAGGUUUUAUGAGCAAUAGCCUCCUGCUUUUGGACUAAAGAAACUCUCUGUCCACAUCUUUGACAUGGUCUUUGGUUUACAUCACCCAUUCUGCUCAAUGCUGAAGAACAACUGAGAAACUGUACAGUGGGAUGCUGUACAACAACAAACAAAAGCAAGCUCAACGAAAGGAUUUUCCCUGGUGGAAUGUUCUGCAUCCUCCCAUUUGUCCCUAAUUAUACAUGAAUGUUUUAUUUUGAAGGAAGGCUUUACACGUCUUAGUGCCUCUUUUUACUGACCCUCCUCCUGGGCUUGACACUCAAAAGGAUAAAUGUUUCCCAAUUAGUGUUAUAUGUAUCAACGCUGCCUCCUUGUUAUGACAUUGCAACAGCCAUCAAUGUGAAUUAACGUUUUUUUGUUGUUUUUU